AUGAGACAUGGAGCCUUUGAUAAUAUCCUGGGAGAACACCCUCAUGGUCAUUUGUAUGAACAUAAACACAUGAUCACAGAUAAGCAGAUCAACAUGAACGGGGUCUUCCUUUACAUGAUGCUCCAUCACCUAGUUAUUCUCACUCAGAAACGGGAAAUGAAGAUCCCAAUCUUCAUUCUCAACACUGUGAAUAAAACAUGUGUACAGACACUGGAGGGACAUGCCCAAAAUGUGUCUUGUGCCAGUUUUCAUCCUGAGUUGCCAAUCAUCAUCACAGGUUCAGAAGAUGGAACCGUGCGUAUAUGGCAUUCAAGCACAUACCGCCUUGAGAGCACGUUGAAUUAUGGAAUGGAGAGGGUGUGGUGUGUGGCCAGUCUGAGAGGGUCCAACAAUGUCGCUUUGGGCUAUGAUGAAGGGAGUAUCAUUGUUAAGCUUGGUCGGGAGGAACCUGCCAUGUCCAUGGAUGCCAAUGGAAAGAUAAUUUGGGCCAAGCAUUCAGAAGUCCAGCAGGCCAAUCUAAAAGCAAUGGGAGAUGCUGAAAUUAAAGAUGGAGAAAGAUUGCCACUGGCAGUAAAGGAUAUGGGCAGUUGUGAAAUAUACCCUCAGACUAUUCAGCACAAUCCUAACGGGCGGUUUGUUGUGGUGUGUGGUGAUGGCGAGUAUAUCAUCUACACAGCAAUGGCACUGAGAAACAAGAGCUUUGGGUCUUAUAUAAUAUACUGUGUGCCUUCUGUUUUUCCCCCCAGAUAUGCAAUAAGAGAAAGCAACAGUGUGGUCAAGAUAUUUAAGAACUUUAAGGAAAAAAAAUCAUUUAAACCAGAUUUUGGAGCUGAAAGUAUCUAUGGAGGCUUCUUAUUGGGAGUCAGGUCUGUAAAUGGCUUAGCUUUCUAUGACUGGGACAAUACAGAACUCAUCCGCAGAAUUGAAAUUCAGCCCAAACACAUCUUCUGGUCUGACUCUGGAGAGCUAGUCUGUAUUGCCACUGAGGAGUCAUUUUUUAUCCUUAAGUAUCUGUCGGAAAAAGUCUUGGCUGCCCAGGAAACGCAUGAGGGAGUAACUGAAGAUGGCAUUGAAGAUGCCUUUGAGGUUCUUGGUGAGAUUCAGGAAAUUGUGAAAACAGGGCUGUGGGUAGGCGACUGCUUCAUUUACACAAGUUCUGUGAACAGAUUAAAUUAUUAUGUCGGAGGAGAAAUAGUCACCAUUGCCCACUUGGACAGGACAAUGUAUCUCCUGGGCUAUAUUCCUAAAGACAACAGGCUUUACCUGGGGGAUAAAGAACUGAACAUCGUCAGCUACUCCCUGCUGGUUUCAGUGUUGGAAUACCAGACGGCUGUCAUGCGGAGGGACUUUAGCAUGGCUGAUAAGGUCCUUCCUACCAUUCCGAAAGAACAGAGGACCAGAGUUGCACACUUUUUGGAAAAGCAAGGCUUCAAGCAGCAAGCUCUUACAGUAUCUACAGAUCCUGAGCAUCGCUUUGAACUUGCUCUUCAGCUUGGAGAACUAAAAAUUGCAUACCAAUUAGCAAUGGAAGCAGAGUCAGAGCAGAAGUGGAAACAACUUGCUGAACUUGCCAUUAGUAAAUGUCAAUUUGGCCUAGCCCAGGAGUGCCUGCACCACGCACAGGAUUAUGGGGGUCUGUUGCUUUUGGCCACUGCCUCUGGAAAUGCUAGUAUGGUGAACAAGCUAGCAGAGGGUGCGGAGAGAGAUGGCAAGAAUAAUGUGGCAUUCAUGAGCUACUUCUUACAGGGCAAGCUUGAUGCUUGCCUGGAGCUCUUGAUUAGAACUGGACGGCUUCCAGAAGCUGCCUUCCUGGCCCGGACUUACUUACCCAGUCAGGUUUCAAGGGUGGUGAAACUCUGGCGAGAAAAUCUCUCAAAAGUCAAUCAGAAAGCAGCAGAAUCCCUUGCUGAUCCAACGGAGUAUGAAAACCUUUUCCCUGGACUAAAGGAAGCCUUUGUUGUGGAAGAAUGGGUGAACAACACACAGGCUGAUCUGUGGCCAGCCAGACAAUACCCCCUUGUCACGCCAAAUGAAGAAAGAAAUGUUAUGGAAGAGGCAAAAGGCUUUCAGCCCUCAAGAUCUGCAACUCAGCAGGAACUUGAUGAGAAACCUGAUUCUCCUACUCCGGUUAUCAUGGCCUCCCACACAGCCAACAAAGAAGAAAAGAGCUUACUCGAACUAGAAGUAGAUUUGGAUAAUUUGGAAUUAGAAGAUAUUGACACAACAGAUAUCAACCUGGAUGAAGAUAUUUUGGAUGACUGAAUGUAAUGUUUCGCAUUUAUCCGACUAAACAGAUCAUUAUGGACAGGUAUUGAUCGUCACCCUGACCACAGUGCUUUGGACUCAGAAACUCCUUAGAUUUUUUUAUAUGUAAAUGCUGUGGCCUACUGGGAACGCAGUACCCUCCUCAUCUUAGGAGGAGUUUAUGAGCAGCAUCUAAAUCACUGUUUCCUUGUUAACUAAAACACAUGGGCUUUGAUUUUUUUUUUCCAUACUGUCAUUGGACCAUAUGUCAUAAAAUCUUUUGAAUUAA
Messenger RNA from Hipposideros armiger (great roundleaf bat), 2533 nucleotides. RefSeq names its product coat protein complex I subunit beta 2 (gene COPB2). The record is from RefSeq and is a predicted model, not a curated record. Gene Ontology annotation, cellular component: COPI vesicle coat. Gene Ontology annotation, molecular function: structural molecule activity; protein binding. Gene Ontology annotation, biological process: retrograde vesicle-mediated transport, Golgi to endoplasmic reticulum; intracellular protein transport; endoplasmic reticulum to Golgi vesicle-mediated transport. The coding region runs from base 1 to 2262 and encodes 753 amino acids. NCBI's taxonomy places the organism in Eukaryota, Metazoa, Chordata, Mammalia, Chiroptera, Hipposideridae. The transcript is spliced from 17 exons.